AGAAGAGAAUCAAUCACACAAGAAAAAUUAUAAUCCUUCUUAAUUCUUAUUAUAUAUAAAUAAACUUCAAUCUAAGCUUCGUCGUAAUUUCUCUUCCGUUCAAUGUUGUUCUUUUAGAUCUCGAACAAAACAAAAUCUCCAGAAAAAAAAAAAAUCAAUUUCCAUGGCGUCUAAAUCGAAGCAACAUCUUCGUUAUCAGCCACGGAAAUCUGUGUCACGAUCAACACAAGCUUUCACAGUGCUUAUUCUUCUACUUGUAGUGAUUCUGAUUCUUCUGGGUCUCGGGAUUUUGUCGCUACCUAAUGCUAAUAGAAACUCUUCGAAGACGAAUGAUUUGACCAACAUUGUACGAAAAAGUGAGACGAGUUAUGGAGAUGAAGAUGGGAAUGGUGAACGUUGGGUUGAAGUGAUUUCUUGGGAGCCUCGAGCUGUUGUUUAUCACAAUUUCUUGAGCAAUGAAGAAUGUGAGCACCUGAUCAAUCUUGCUAAACCGAGCAUGGUUAAGUCAACUGUGGUUGAUGAGAAAACCGGUGGGAGCAAGGAUAGCAGAGUAAGAACUAGCUCAGGAACUUUCCUUAGAAGAGGACAUGACGAAGUUGUCGAAGUGAUUGAGAAAAGGAUUUCAGAUUUCACCUUCAUUCCUGUUGAAAAUGGAGAAGGUCUUCAAGUUCUUCACUACCAAGUUGGGCAGAAGUACGAGCCUCACUAUGACUAUUUCUUAGAUGAGUUCAACACCAAGAACGGAGGACAACGAAUAGCUACUGUGCUUAUGUACCUCUCGGAUGUCGAUGAUGGUGGCGAGACUGUGUUCCCUGCAGCAAGAGGAAACAUUAGUGCAGUCCCGUGGUGGAACGAGCUCUCAAAAUGUGGUAAAGAAGGACUAUCUGUUCUACCAAAGAAGCGAGAUGCUUUACUUUUCUGGAACAUGAGGCCUGAUGCCUCUCUAGACCCUUCGAGUUUGCACGGUGGAUGUCCAGUGGUGAAAGGAAACAAAUGGUCAUCCACGAAAUGGUUCCAUGUCCACGAGUUCAAGGUUUAAGAACCAAACACAGAAAAAAAAAACUAAAAUUUGAGGAGGUUUUCACGGAAGCUUCAAAUUUGUGUGGAUACAGAUAAACAGAUGUACUAUGUGUUUCCCUUUUGAAGUGAGAGAUCCUUAGGAAAUUGGAGGCUGUUUUUCCUUAGGGAUAUUUGAACUUUUUCCUUUAAACUAUUUGUACUUUACGACAUGUUCGGAUCUGAGUUUUUGUAACUUUAACAACUCAAUACAACCAUGCAUUUUCCGUUUA
This is a messenger RNA of Arabidopsis lyrata subsp. lyrata, 1289 nucleotides long. RefSeq names its product prolyl 4-hydroxylase 5. Bases 164 to 1039 code for a protein of 291 amino acids. The record is from RefSeq and is a predicted model, not a curated record. The transcript is spliced from 8 exons. NCBI's taxonomy places the organism in Eukaryota, Viridiplantae, Streptophyta, Magnoliopsida, Brassicales, Brassicaceae. Gene Ontology annotation, cellular component: endoplasmic reticulum. Gene Ontology annotation, biological process: peptidyl-proline hydroxylation to 4-hydroxy-L-proline. Gene Ontology annotation, molecular function: L-ascorbic acid binding; procollagen-proline 4-dioxygenase activity; iron ion binding.